AUGCGCCUCUUCAUCUCAUUCACUACAAUUGAAGUAAGAGGGACGCAUGGAGCCGUACAGAAGGGAACAGACGUAAUCAAGGACGAGGCGAUUAUCGAGUCACUGGAUGUGCUUUUCAAGAAGCUCCAAGAUGCUAGGAACGUUACAGAUGAUCACCCUGACGUGGUGUCAACAUACUAUUCCCAUGCCAUUGAUGCUGCUCGUGUCAAGCUUGAGGAAUAUUUUGGCCUCACUGAUGCCACUCCUGCAUACCGGUGUGCAGUUGCCCUGCAUCCGGCCAACAAGCUUACUUAUAUCGAGCUUGAAUGGAGUCACAAUAGGCAAUGGAUCAGUGGCGCAAGGAGAGUGGUACAGGAGGUAUUCGCACAAUACGAGGCAGCAGCUGCGGAAGCGGACCCAAUGGACGGAGCGCGACAAGAGGAGGAGCCGAAGGAGCCGGAGGAGGAGGCUGUUGUUGACAACAGUGUGACUCUUGAUCCGCUUCAGCAAGCUCGUAAACGUCGUCAGAGGCUUGCUGUCACCAUGACGUCGGCUACACAAGGAAAGGAGCAGGUAAAAUUGACGUCUGAGCUGGAUGAGUUUAUGGCAAGGACUAACAAGGCUGAUCUGGAUGUUGAGGAUUCUCUGGAGUGGUGGGUUCGCCACGUAUCUGACUAUCCUAUCCUGUCGAAGAUGGCGUUUGACUUGUUCAGUUGCCUAGCAAUGAGCGCUGGGUGUGAGCGCGUCUUCCCACAGACAAACAAGGUCAUCAUGGGUGAACGGAACCGGCUCAGUUCGGACACAGUAGCAGCGAUUAAAUGCCAGAAGCACUUGCUUCGAAGCGGAAUGUUAGCCUAA
Messenger RNA from Fusarium coffeatum, 837 nucleotides. RefSeq lists its product as uncharacterized. The record is from RefSeq and is a predicted model, not a curated record. Gene Ontology annotation, molecular function: protein dimerization activity. The transcript is spliced from 2 exons. NCBI's taxonomy places the organism in Eukaryota, Fungi, Ascomycota, Sordariomycetes, Hypocreales, Nectriaceae. The coding region runs from base 1 to 837 and encodes 278 amino acids.